Caenorhabditis auriculariae is the source of this 319-nucleotide messenger RNA. NCBI's taxonomy places the organism in Eukaryota, Metazoa, Nematoda, Chromadorea, Rhabditida, Rhabditidae. The record is from the annotation of a GenBank genome assembly.
AUGAAAAGAAGAAAAGGGAAGAGCACACGAGUUGGAAACGUCGGCGUAAGAAAGGGAAAGGGAGACGGUGACCAGGUGCCACACUGAUCGACGCGCGAACACCGGCUGGCUGGCCUUUCAGAGCAAGACCUCGCUGGCGGAGACGAACACGUAUGCACAGCCUCGUCCAUAUGGGCCGUCGGGUCGUAUUGGUUGCCGCCGACCGAUUCGAGGUCACGCUUACAGUGGGGAAGCGGCCUGGUUGAUGUAUUGCCGAGGCGUUAUGAAAUCAAUCCGACCGGCGAUUUUUUGUCCACCAGUUCCUGUGCCAGAUCUCUGA